Microcebus murinus (gray mouse lemur) is the source of this 1230-nucleotide messenger RNA. RefSeq names its product G protein subunit gamma 10 (gene GNG10). The record is from RefSeq and is a predicted model, not a curated record. Gene Ontology annotation, cellular component: heterotrimeric G-protein complex. Gene Ontology annotation, biological process: G protein-coupled receptor signaling pathway. NCBI's taxonomy places the organism in Eukaryota, Metazoa, Chordata, Mammalia, Primates, Cheirogaleidae. Gene Ontology annotation, molecular function: G-protein beta-subunit binding.
CGCACUGAGUCGCCCGGCCCGGCCGCCCUCGGAGCCCAGCGCCGCCGCCAUGUCCUCCGGCGCCAGCGCGAGCGCCCUGCAGCGCCUGGUGGAGCAGCUCAAGCUGGAGGCCGGCGUGGAGCGCAUCAAGGUUUCUCAGGCGGCUGCAGAGCUGCAGCAGUACUGCAUGCAGAACGCCUGCAAGGACGCCCUGCUGGUUGGCGUUCCAGCUGGAAGCAACCCCUUCCGGGAGCCCAGAUCCUGUGCUUUACUCUGAAGACUCUAGGGAAGAAGUUCUCUGAGGAAUGCCUUCAAGUACAAAGUGAUGAAUGACUGCCUCCAAGUCUCAAGAAAACACUUUUCCCUAGCCAAAUGACUUUUAAAUAUUUUAGUCCUUUCCUAUAGCCAAAAUUCUACAGGAAUUGAUGAGUUUCUCUAAAAUAAGGAAACUGAGUUAAGGAGUAGAGUUUUAAAUAAUAAUGGGUUGGUUUUUUUUUUUUUGGUGAAGUGCUUUAUACUUAAGACAAAAACCUUACCAUGAAAUAUACCAAAAUGCAUGUCUUUCAUAAGUGAAUUUCUGGUGUUUCUAUACCUGGAAUAUCAUGUAUAUUUUAUUUACUGGAUGUUUACAUUUUAGGAAGGAAAACAUUUUCAUUUGUUAAAAAAAUUGAAUAUUUGUAAUUGUUUUUCUGACAAAGAUUUUUAUAUCAUAACAAAAUUUGUUCUUUUCUCAUGAAUUUAUAAUUUCUAAAUGAAAACAAACAAGUAAAAAUUGGGGUAGAAGAAUAGGCUUUACUAAUCAAAUGAUGUCUUGAUUUUUCUAAAUGAGAAGAUUGUUUUAUUUUUAACACUAAACAUGAGAGCUAUUUCUUAGCAAACCUGUCUGGAAAGAUUAAAGUUAUGUUGUGUUUUAGGUUGCCCCAUCAUGUAUAUGAAGGAGAAUCAGUCUUUGUAUUCUUAAUGUUCCUCUACUUUGUAGUUGUAUGUAAAAAAAAAAGAAUACUACAUUGUUUCAUGUCUUUAAAAACAUUUAAAAUGUGACCUACUGAACCUUGUAAAUGGUUAAAAACAACAUAAUGUGAAAAUAUUACAACCUAAAAGAAUUCAUAAUGUCAUAAGUGUUUUACUUUGAUGAUGUGCCUUUGAUUUAAUUGGAACACUUUUAGAGGGAUACAUUAUUUGUGCUAGUCAUAAUCUUUGAAGAGCUUGGAAAUAAAAUUUCUACUUAAUUCAUCACUUUCUAUGACAACA